Mitosporidium daphniae is the source of this 393-nucleotide messenger RNA. RefSeq lists its product as uncharacterized. Lineage: Eukaryota; Fungi; Microsporidia. The transcript has a single exon. Gene Ontology annotation, biological process: translation. The record is from RefSeq and is a predicted model, not a curated record. The coding region runs from base 1 to 393 and encodes 130 amino acids. Gene Ontology annotation, molecular function: structural constituent of ribosome. Gene Ontology annotation, cellular component: ribosome; cytosolic small ribosomal subunit.
AUGGUCCGUGUGAGCGUUCUGAACGAUACCCUUAACUCGAUUUGCAAUGCUGAACGCAGCGGCAAGAGGCAGGUUCUUGUGCGCCCGGCCUCAAAGGUUACCAUCCAGUUCCUCUCUUUGAUGCAAAAGUCGGGAUACAUCAACGAGUUUGAGGUUAUCGAUAAUCAUCGCAGCGGAAAGAUCGUUAUCCAUCUCAAUGGCCGCCUCAACAAAUGCGGUGUCAUUUCACCCCGUUUCCCGGUUGGAAUGAAGAAUAUGGAGGAAUGGAUCAAUAAGCUUCUUCCGAGCCGUCAGAUUGGAAAGAUUAUAUUGACCACCUCUCAAGGUAUCAUGGACCACGAGGCUGCCCGCAAGCGCCACAUUGGUGGAAAGAUCCUUGGAUUUUUCUAUUAA